Acanthosepion pharaonis is the source of this 780-nucleotide messenger RNA. NCBI's taxonomy places the organism in Eukaryota, Metazoa, Mollusca, Cephalopoda, Sepiida, Sepiidae. The record is from the annotation of a GenBank genome assembly.
AUGUCUUCUUUCUUUCUUUUAUUGAUGCAUAUCUAUAAAUCAAACCUUUUCCUUUCAUUUGUCUUUCUUCUUUAUUCCUUCCUUCCUUCCUUCCUUCCUUCCUUCCUUCCUUCCUUCCUUCCUAUCUUUUAUUUUCUGGAUAGUCCUGAAUUCGACCUCUCUUCACUCCCUCCAUCACUCCCCUCUCUCUCUCUCUCUUUUCUAUAUCCUUCACUUUUUCCCGACUUUGGCAUCUAUAUUUGUCCACCCGCCAUUAUGUCCCCAUUUCUUUCUUUCUUCUUCCUUUCUUUCUUCCACCUUCGCCUGCAUCCAGUUUGCUUUAUUCUUUCUUUCUGUCUAUCUUUCGUUCUCUUUUUCUUUCUUUUACCAUUACCUGCAUUUAAUCUUCUGUUUUCUUUCUUUCUUUCUUUCUUUCUUUCUUUCUUUCUUUCUUUCUUUCUUUCUUUCUGUUAUAUACCGUUACAACACUUUCUUUCUUUCUUUCUUUCUUUCUUUCUUUCUUUCUUUCUUACACUUUUACAUGCGUUCAUUUUUCUUCAUUUUUUAUUUCUAUCUUUCUUUCUUUUGUUAUUUCUUUCUUCUCUCUGCAGUUAUUUCUCUCUCUCUUUCUCUUUAUCUCUCUCUCUCUCACUCACUCUCUCUUACUCUGAGAAUUGCAAAUCAUUUUACAAAUUUCUUUCUUUCUUUUUUCUUUCUUUCUUUCUCAAUGUAUUCAUCUAUCUAUCUAUCUAUCUAUCUAUCUAUCUAUCUAUCUAUCUAUUUUCCAAAAACAAACUAUGA